Chenopodium quinoa (quinoa) is the source of this 1133-nucleotide messenger RNA. RefSeq names its product U3 small nucleolar ribonucleoprotein protein IMP3-like. Lineage: Eukaryota; Viridiplantae; Streptophyta; Magnoliopsida; Caryophyllales; Amaranthaceae. Gene Ontology annotation, biological process: rRNA processing. Gene Ontology annotation, cellular component: Mpp10 complex; small ribosomal subunit; small-subunit processome. The transcript is spliced from 5 exons. Gene Ontology annotation, molecular function: snoRNA binding; structural constituent of ribosome; rRNA binding. The record is from RefSeq and is a predicted model, not a curated record. The coding region runs from base 227 to 775 and encodes 182 amino acids.
UGGAGUCUCUUCGGGAAAAAAAAAAAAAAAUCAAAAAAUCCUAACUUUUAUUGUUUACCCUAACAAAAAUCUCCUUCACGCCUAGUUUAGUAGUUUCACUUCGCCUCGAGUGACUCUUCACACUUUGCCUCGUUGCCUGUUUCUUAUUCUCUAAACUUCGCCGGAGUUUCACCGGAGCUUCAUCGGAAGAUUCAGUCAUCACUACUAAUCAGCUAAAUUAGGGAAGAUGAGGAAGCUCAAAUUUCAUGAACACAAGCUUUUGAAGAAAUUAAACAUCUUAGAAUGGAAAAGAGAAGGUGGUCACAGAGAAGCCUCUGUUAUGCAGCGAUACCAUAUUACUGACCGUGACGAUUACAAGAAAUAUAAUGGCUUGUGUAGGAUGACGCAGAAAUUGGUUAGCAUUUUGAAGCAGAUGGACCCGAAAGACCCUGAUCGAAUUGAGAUGACUGAUAAUCUCUUGGAAAAGCUAUAUAAUAUGGGUGUAAUACCCAACAGGAGAAGCUUGGCUGUUUGUGAACGGUUGAGUGUGUCAUCUAUCUGCAGACGGAGGCUAUCGUAUAUACUGGUGCAUUUGAAGUUUGCAGAGUAUCUGAAAGAAGCUGUGACAUACAUUGAACAGGGACACAUUCGGGUGGGUACCGAGACAGUGACAGACCCAGCUUUCCUUGUUACCAGGAAUAUGGAAGAUUUUGUGACCUGGGAAGAUUCAUCCAAAAUAAAGAAGAAAGUAUUACAAUAUAAUGACAAAUUGGAUGACUAUGAUCUUAUGCAGUAGUGACUAGUGAGCUAUGGUGAAUACUCAUGGUUCUUUCUUUUUGUGGGGUAGUCCUUAAUUUUGAGGCCUUAUUUUUUUACUUUGAACUUUUAUGAUAUUGCUGUACUGGUUACAAGUAGAAGAAAUCAAAUCAUAUAUGAAGUAUUAUUGUUCAAUCAAUUUGUGCAGUUGUAUGCAGUAAAUUGACUGAUUUUGGAUUGGAACCAAAUUGUGUAAAACAGUGGACCUCAAUUGUUUUGGUUAAAUACUACUCUAGGUCCAUCUAUUGAAGUUUUGGCUUAAUGGUCUAUUUUUACCACCCAACUGUACUUCAUUUAUGAUCAACGUAUGAAGAAUCUGACUACUUUCUGGGCCUUAA